AUUUAAUUUGGCUUUUUGGGGUUUUUUUAGUAGUUUUUCUGUGUAGCCGGGGUCACUUUAGCAGAUGUGCCAGAUCUGCAGAUGCAUAUGUAGGGAGCCAGGUGUUCCCAUGCUGUGUGAAAUACACAUCACCAGGAGUUGCAAACCUCUCAUUACACCUGUCACCUGCUUCUGUUUCAUAUAUGGAUAAGGAUAAAUUAGAAUUUAAGGAAAAAAUUCCCAGGAGAUCUGUGCUAGGUGGUACAAGAUUUAUUCCAGACCACGUAUUAAAUUUCCCUCCUCUCUGCUGCGUUUCCUGCUUUGGCACAAUUCGAUGUCUGUUGGGAUUGAAUGAUUUCAAAUUGUGUCUUGCAUUAUCCUUCUGUUUUCUGGUAUCUCCAUAGUUUGGAAAUCUGGUACACUUGUCUCUUUCCCUGGUCCUGGAUGCACAUUCAUCCCUGUCCCUGGUCUGCUGUCCUUUGGGAUGCUUGGUCUGCUUGCAUCCCUCUGCUAGGCUUGCUCAGCAUUCUGGUUCAGCAGAAGACUGAUCACCUUCUUGAUGGGCUGAAGGUGGCCCGUUCUGAGAUUAAUUUAAUAAUCAUUUGCUUAGAAAACUUCCUGCAUUGUUCAUGGAGUUUUUCAUCAGUAUGUCUGAAACCAUUAAAUAUAAUGACGACGAUCACAAAACUGUGUUCCUGAAAACAUUGAAUGAACAACGUUUGGAAGGAGAAUUUUGUGACAUCGCUAUUGUGGUUGAAGAUGUUAAGUUCAGAGCCCAUAGGUGCGUGCUUGCUGCCUGCAGUACCUACUUCAAAAAGCUUUUCAAAAAGCUUGAAGUUGAUAGUUCAUCAGUAAUAGAAAUAGAUUUUCUUCGUUCUGAUAUUUUUGAGGAAGUUCUCAAUUACAUGUAUACUGCAAAGAUUUCUGUUAAAAAGGAGGAUGUAAACUUGAUGAUGUCUUCAGGCCAGAUCCUCGGUAUUCGGUUUCUCGAUAAACUCUGCUCUCAAAAACGUGAUGUGUCUAGUCCUGAGGAAAACACACAGUCCAAGAGCAAGUACUGCCUGAAAAUGAACCGUUCUAUGGGGGAACCCAAUGAUACCCAGGAUGAUGAGGUGGAAGAGAUUGGAGAUCAUGAUGACAGUCCAUCAGAUGUGACGGUGGAAGGCACUCCCCCAAGUCAGGAAGAUGGUAAGUCACCAACCACUACCCUGAGAGUGCAAGAGGCAAUUCUGAAAGAGUUGGGAAGUGAAGAAGUUCGAAAAGUAAACUGCUAUGGCCAAGAAGUAGAGCCUAUGGAAACAACGGAAUCGAAAGACUUAGGAUCUCAGACCCCUCAGGCACUCACAUUUAAUGAUGGCAUAAGUGAAGUGAAAGAUGAACAGACACCAGGAUGGACCACAGCAGCCGGGGAUAUGAAGUUUGAGUACUUGCUUUAUGGCCACAGGGAACACAUUGUAUGUCAGGCUUGUGGCAAGACCUUUUCUGAUGAAGCGCGUUUGAGAAAACAUGAAAAGCUACACACUGCAGACAGACCAUUUGUUUGUGAAAUGUGUACAAAGGGCUUCACCACGCAAGCUCAUUUGAAAGAACACUUGAAAAUACACACAGGUUACAAGCCUUACAGUUGUGAGGUGUGUGGGAAGUCUUUCAUUCGUGCACCAGAUCUAAAAAAGCAUGAAAGAGUUCACAGUAAUGAGAGGCCAUUUGCAUGCCAUAUGUGUGAUAAAGCUUUCAAGCACAAGUCCCACCUCAAAGACCAUGAAAGAAGGCAUCGAGGAGAGAAACCUUUUGUCUGCAGUUCCUGCACUAAAGCAUUUGCUAAGGCAUCUGACCUAAAACGGCAUGAGAACAAUAUGCACAGUGAAAGAAAGCAAGUUACAGCAGCCAAUUCCAUCCAGAGUGAAACAGAACAGUUGCAGGCAGCAGCCAUGGCUGCUGAAGCAGAGCAGCAAUUAGAAACUAUAGCCUGUAGUUAGAAACUAAAGCUGGAACUUUAUCAGAAAUAAUAUAAGAAAUUAAAUGGAACAAAAUCUGUUGUUGAUAUACAUUUAGACUGAGAAUCUUUUCAAGAAAGCAUAUUUUUAGAGGAUUUGAAUGUUACAUAGGAAUACAUAGCAUCGCUUGGUUAGGUAUUUUAAAACAUUUCAGAGAUGGGUAUUCUUAGAAUGUGAAACAGUUUUUCAUUAGCAGUAUAAUGCACUAAAUAACUGCUUUUAUUCAAGAAUGUGAUCAAGUUCUCUAUAAAACAGGGAUCAUCACUGGCCGAUACUUUGCUUCAUCCAGUAUGGAAUACUGAAUAUGACGUAAACAUUGCAAUCAGUGAGAAUCUGAGUUAUGUUUGAAAAUGCUGGGUUCUCAGAAAUCACAAACAUGAAAAGAAAGGAUUUGGUUUUCAUAAUUCUGAGGUGUUACACCUACAGUUUUUUGAGAAGCGUACAUGUGAGUCCCUAAGCUUUUUAAUUCCUCCUUUUUCCACUUAAGAUAGGUUGGAACAACAGAGUGUAAAGGAGAAUGGUAAUCAAAAUUAAAUUGCUUCUUAUUCCAUUCCCUCAGAUAUCCUCCUAUUUUUAUAAAGGUGUCAAGUUUUAAUUAAAUAUUUCCAUUAUUGAAAAAACGGCAUUAUUCACAGGGGUUCUGGCUGGCAAAGCUGAAGUGUCAUGGCAUUCACCAAUUCCUUCUGUGGGCAAAAAUAUUUGCCUGGUUUGUUUUUAUGUUCACUUUUAUGCAGGGUCCCAGAGGUGGGACUGGGCCGCAAAGGAAAAAGGGUGCAGCAUGGAGACAUGCUCCUUACUCAAACCCAGUAAAAAUCAGUAAAAGCUAAUACAGCUUGAGAUGGUUUUUUAUUAUGCAGCUUUCUGGUCACCUAACCUAGCACAGUGAAAGCAGAGGAGUGUCUGCACCAGCAGGUGACCAGGUGUCACUGCCAGGCUCCCAAAGCUGAAGGCAUGGGUGUCACAUACCUGCCCACAGGGCUCAGCUGGGGUUUGUGUCAUGGCUGGUCGUACAGCUCGUAGGUCCUGUUCAAGUUUAAAAGCUUCCACCUUUUGACACACCACCCUUCAUCAAGAGGGAGACUUCAGUGAGCGAGUUCUGUCAUAAUUGAUCCUGGGUGAGUGUUCACUAUUGGUCAGUUUCUUAGUCUAUUUUGUAAGACCAGCUGGGGUACAUGCUGAUAACAAUAGUUAACUCACAGAGUCAACAAAAUAAGUGGUCUGCAGUCUGCUACUUGUAGUCAUCAAGAGAAGGCACAAUAACAGUGGCAAUGUAAUCCAAAGGUAUAUUGAGCCUUUAUUUUAAAUUUGUAAAUACUACAACUGUUGUGAAAACUUCAAAUGAAGUUGGAAUGGGAAAAAAAACCACACUCUUGGGCACAUGACUGGUAACAUUGGUCACUUGUGAUACCUGUAGCAUAUCAAAGUGUUAGACCAGUUUCUGAUAAGUUACUGUGUGGUAGAUCACAUCUUGCUUUUCUAAAUAGAAAUUUAAAAUAGUGUUUUUGGAACUGUUAUAUGGAACUUCAAUUAUUGAGGGAUUUUUAUUUGGUUGAGAUUUUUUUUACAGCUUCAUUUUAUUCAUGUAUUCAUCAGGUUAAGCAGUUAUCUUAAAAUGCCAGUAAUUGUUCAAACGCUGGUCUGUAAAUAAAACAUGACCUUAAUAUUUUAGAAAAUGUAAACUUUGGACCUUUACCAAUAUAUUUUUUUAAAAUGUUGCUUCAUUUUACAUUCAGUAAUAUUAGUUUGUAAACAAACUAUACAUUUUGUACCUGUGCAACAUCAGAGGAUGUGUAUUCAUUGCAUUUUAUUGGUUCUCUUGAGGAACAUGAUAAAUGACCAUUGUUAAAAUGUUUUACUGUAUAUGAUCAUAGAUAUAAAGAUAGUAGGUCCAAAAUAGGAUCUACUCUUUUUUUUUUUCUAAA
Molecule: messenger RNA, 3895 nt
Organism: Cyanistes caeruleus (blue tit)
Lineage: Eukaryota; Metazoa; Chordata; Aves; Passeriformes; Paridae
Gene: ZBTB14
Product: zinc finger and BTB domain containing 14
Biological process (GO): regulation of transcription by RNA polymerase II
Molecular function (GO): protein binding; RNA polymerase II cis-regulatory region sequence-specific DNA binding; DNA-binding transcription factor activity, RNA polymerase II-specific
Source: RefSeq, a predicted model, not a curated record